This is a messenger RNA of Andrographis paniculata, 1752 nucleotides long. Its product is annotated as malate dehydrogenase, chloroplastic. The record is from RefSeq and is a predicted model, not a curated record. Gene Ontology annotation, cellular component: cytoplasm; mitochondrion. The coding region runs from base 184 to 1410 and encodes 408 amino acids. Gene Ontology annotation, molecular function: L-malate dehydrogenase (NAD+) activity. NCBI's taxonomy places the organism in Eukaryota, Viridiplantae, Streptophyta, Magnoliopsida, Lamiales, Acanthaceae. Gene Ontology annotation, biological process: tricarboxylic acid cycle; malate metabolic process. The transcript is spliced from 2 exons.
UGGUGUAUGUAUAGGUUUUAACGAAAGCUUUCGGCGGAGGACGACAGGAAACCCCUCUCGAGAGCUUCACAUUUCUCCGGUGUUUUCCGCGUGAAAAGUUUCCUUAGAAUAACCGACGAACCUUCGGUGACCCUUCAAAAUCGUUCACCAAACUUCGAGGAUUUCACGCCGGAAGGUUCCGAGAUGGCCGCAACAUCAGCAACCACUUUUUCGAUUGGGUCGACCGCAUCCACGCGCCCGAGCAUCACCCGUCUCACGCAAUCAAAGGCAUUAGGCUUCAAAGUCGACGUAAAAAACAACCUCAAGAGUUUCAGCGGCCUCAAGGCGUUCUGUGAAUCGGAGUCGACAUUCUUAAGCAGUGAAAGCUGUGCAGCCCUCAAGCGUACUUACCGUCGCCGAGCGCAAAACCAGAGCAACCGCGCCCCCAGCUGUGUCCAGCCUCAGGCGUCCUACAAAGUGACGAUUCUCGGUGCCGGCGGUGGCAUCGGCCAACCUCUGUCCCUCUUGGUCAAAAUGUCGCCGCUCGUCUCCGCGCUGAAUCUCUACGACGUUGCGAACGUCAAGGGAGUCGCUACCGAUCUCAGCCACUGCAACACGCCGUCUCGAGUGUCGGAUUUCACGGGCGAAUCCGAGUUAGCAAAUUCUUUGAAAGGCGCCGACGUCGUCGUCAUUCCCGCCGGCGUUCCGCGCAAGCCGGGCAUGACCCGCGACGACCUCUUCAACAUCAACGCCAACAUCGUGAAAACCCUCGUCGCCGCCGUCGCCGACAACUGCCCCGACGCGCUGAUUCACAUCAUCAGCAACCCGGUGAAUUCGACUGUCCCUAUCGCCGCUGAAGUUCUGAAGCAAAAAGGGGUUUAUGACCCGAAGAAGCUCUUCGGCGUCACGACCCUCGAUGUCGUCAGAGCGAACACUUUCAUCGCUGAGAGGAAAAACCUACGGCUCGUCGACGUUGACGUCCCCGUCGUCGGUGGCCACGCCGGAAUUACCAUCCUACCCCUGCUGUCGAAAGCGAAGCCGCCGGUUACGUUAACUGACGAGGAAGUGCAAGAGCUGACGGUGAGGAUUCAAAAUGCCGGGACGGAAGUCGUCGAGGCGAAGGCUGGGGCCGGGUCGGCCACACUAUCAAUGGCGUACGCGGCGGCGCGAUUUGUUGAGUCGUCACUCCGCGCGCUCGAUGGGGACGGCGACGUCUACGAGUGCGCGUUUGUGGAGUCGAACGUUACGGAGCUCCCGUUCUUUGCGUCGAGGAUUAAGCUUGGGAGGAAAGGAGUCGAGGCGGUGAUAUCGUCGGAGCUCGACGGGUUGACGGAUUACGAGCAGAAGGCAUUGGAGGCGCUGAAACCGGAGCUGAAAUCGAGCAUUGAGAAAGGGAUCUCUUUCGUUAAGAAGCAGCUUGUGGCUGCGUAAGGGUAAUAAAAAUGGAAUCUUGAGUUGAAAGAUUGUGCUUUUUUCCUGAGGAAGAAUAACAACAGCCACGCCGGUGAAAGGUGAUAUUUGAUUUACGUUUCAGUUUUGUAGUGACUUAUUGAUGAUUUGAAGGCUUGGUAUUGAUAUUGAAAGUGCUUUUGUUAUAGCAUAACAAAAACGCAAAUACUAAUUGGUUUAGUGUAUCAUAUCCAUUGGUGCGUUUACUUGAUUUUGGGUUUGGCUUUUUGUUUUGGAUAUGGUAUUUUAUGAAAAAAAAUAAUAUACUCCAAAUUUGUCAUUUUUUAUUUUUGUCCGUUCCAAAACAAAGUUAUUAUUUUCUAA